GUGCAGGUGCCUCUGUACCAGAUGCUGCUGCCACCGAGCCACCUCCUCCGAGCCGACCAAGGGGCUUGACCCAGCGCUGCUGCAUCGCGGGUGUUUUUUUUCCCUGGGCGCUGCUGCCACUGCUCAUAGCCCUGGACUCUCCGCCCUCCCUCUCAACCCAGCGCCCGGGCGGGCGCCUGCAGGGGCAGGGGGCGGGGUGGGGAGCAGGAGCUUGUCCGCUGGUCGCCGCCUCCUCCGCAGCCUGCUGGAGCCUUGAAACCGCGACCUGCCUCCGCCUCUUCCUCCCGCGGCUCCAGCCCACCUUCCGCGCCUCGUCCUCCAGCCGCCCCCGCCGCUGCGCCCCCGGCGGGCGGCUGCCUGGGCAGACCGGGGAGGGGACCCUGCGCCGCGUCCUCCUCGCGCUCGGCUCGGCUCCGCGCGGCCCGGCCCGGGAGGCGUGCAUGCCCCGGCGGCCCGCGGCGCUCACCAGCAGCAUGCUCUAUUUUCAGAUGGUGAUCAUGGCAGGGACGGUGAUGCUGGCGUACUACUUCGAAUACACCGACACGUUCACGGUGAACGUGCAGGGCUUCUUCUGCCACGACAGCGCCUACCGCAAGCCCUACCCGGGCCCGGAGGACAGCAGCGCGGUGCCCCCAGUGCUCCUCUACUCACUGGCUGCCGGUGUCCCAGUGCUCGUGAUUAUAGUUGGAGAAACUGCUGUAUUUUGCCUACAACUAGCCACAAAGGAUUUUGAAAACCAGGAAAAAACUAUCUUAACUGGAGACUGUUGCUAUAUAAACCCACUAGUGCGGAGAACAGUAAGAUUUCUUGGAAUUUAUACAUUCGGACUAUUUGCUACAGAUAUCUUUGUAAAUGCUGGACAAGUAGUUACAGGGAACCUGGCUCCACAUUUUCUUGCCCUGUGUAAACCCAACUAUACGGCGCUUGGAUGUCAACAAUAUACCCAGUUCAUUAGUGGGGAAGAGGCCUGCACAGGCAACCCUGAUCUCAUCAUGAGAGCAAGGAAAACAUUUCCAUCCAAAGAAGCAGCUCUCAGUGUCUAUGCAGCUAUGUAUCUGACAAUAAGACAGAGAGAAAUUGAGAGGGGCAAGGAAACAGAAGGCAAAAAGGAAGAAAGACAACUGCAGACCUGCUUUACUACUGGUGAAGCUUCCUCUGUGCAGAUGUACAUUACCAACACAAUCAAAGCCAAAGGAACAAGACUUGCUAAGCCCGUUCUAUGCUUAGGCUUAAUGUGUUUGGCCUUUCUUACUGGACUCAACAGAGUAGCAGAAUAUCGAAAUCAUUGGUCAGAUGUGAUAGCAGGAUUUCUGGUUGGAAUAUCUAUAGCAGUUUUUCUGGUUGUAUGUGUGGUAAAUAAUUUCAAAGGAAGACAAGCAGAAAAUGAACAUAUACACAUGGAUAGCCUGGCACAGAUGCCGAUGAUAAGCAUCCCUCGAGUAGAAAGUCCUUUGGAAAAGGUAACAUCUGUACAGAACCACAUCACCGCCUUUGCAGAAGUCACAUGAUAUUGAAACAGAUGGAUUUUCACUGCACUGGACAUCGUCCCUUUUCACCAUCCAUUCGUAACACCCAAAGUUUGACUACAAACAUUUAUAAAGUUGUCUAAUGAUUUUUUAUGAUUUUAAAAUCAGUGUCAGUCUAUCUGUUUCCCCCAACUAGACUGUGAGCUCCUCAAGGGCAGGACUGUGUCUUUUUUUCUCUGUACAUCCCAAACAUCUACAACAAAACUUCGCACAAAGUAGGUGUUCAAUAAAACUAGGAUGACUGGGUGAGCAAAUUAAUUCUUAAACCCUUCAUUUACAUUUCCCAGAGAAUCACUAAACUAUUUGAAAAGAAACUUCUAUAGGGGUCAUAUUUGUGUAUGAAAUCUCUCCAUUUUGAGUCAGAUAAACUUUUAAUUUUUUUUUAAUAUCUUACUCAGCAGUGUACCUUAUUUUAUUUGAAGUGGAUCUGGAAAGUCAUGGGGGUUUUUAUUUUAUUAUUCAGCAUGAUAUUAUUUUCAUUCUAACAUUUCAAUGUGUGGUUUUACUUUUAGGAAGUAUUUUCUGUACUAAAAUAAUGUUUGCAUUUAAUAUUAAGCUAUAUUUCACUUAAAGACACCAUUCAUACUAUACAUUCUAAGACUGGUGCUUCUGCUUUUGAAGGAGAAAAAAUGCCCAUUUUUACUGUAAUAAGUAAUGUAUCAUAAUUAAAAAAUUAUUUAUUUGGACUUUCUGUUUCUGACAAUUGUGGUUUAAUUGUUGAUUUAUAGUUUUGAAUAAAGGCAGUAUUUAGGGCUGUCUAAAUGAUGAAAUCCAGCAAGACUGAGUUAUCUAACAAUUUUCCCUUAAUAAUGGUAUUUCAAGAGUGAUCAAAGUCUCCAUUAGGCUUUAUACUAGUCAAACGUCCGUGCAAUUUAGAUCGGAAGGAUCUACACUGGAGAACAUAAUUUAAAUUAUAAAGCUGCAACAAAUGCGGUUAACAUAUUUUGCUUUACAUAAAUACAGUACUUACUAAUCUACAUUUUUUCCCUUUAAUCCAUCUAGUAGUCUUCACAAUGAGUUUGGGUAGCACUGAGAAUUUGACUUAAAGUAAUCUUAAAGAUAAUAAAAAGUAAGCCAAGGAAGACCGAUAGCAUAAUUAAUUUCUUGCAGCUAGUUAAAAUUAGUAAAAACAAAUUCAGGUUUUCUUACCCCACACUAAUAAUUCUUUUAAAGAUCAUUUAUGAUGCAUCAAGACCUUUCUGAGGUCAGUAAAGACUAGUCCAACUACCUGUGCUUAAAAACAACAAUAAAGAAGUGCCAAAAUGGACUAUAAAAAUUUAGGCUGUCAUUAAAAUUGUCAUGUUUUUAAAAUAUAGGCUUUUUAAGGGUAGCACUACCAAGUAACCUAUUUGUAAUUAUACUUUAAAAUAAUAAUAUCAAGAAUCUAGAUCUUUUGUAAAAAUCAAAAAUGAAAUCAGCAGCCCCUCUUGUCAACCACCCUCCCUAGCCCCAUGCCCUAACCCCAACUUCUGUAUACUGAGCAUGUGGAUUUAGGAAUGAAAUCAUGAUGAUUUCAGGAAGAUGAACUACACUUUGAGAAGAACACUUAAUAGACUUUUCAACCAUACAUUACAAUAUUUAAAGCUACCCUGAGUAGCUUUGGUUUAUAUGAGCAGCAGUUAGCUGGUUACAAUAAAUCUCUCUAACUUUGACCUUACUAAGGAAAAUAAAAUUUAAAUGUUUACAUUCAAAAUCAGUAAAUAAAUAUAACCAAAGACUGUCCGUUAUUCCCAAAAUAGAUAUUACUGGUUCUUUUCCAUCACAGUGAAAGUGAAAACACUUUUAACAGGGUAAUAAUAGAAAAACCUGUAUUUCUACCAACUUCAAACUUCUGGAGCAGUUAAAUUGUUGGAAAUUUAAGAGAUAAAAAUAAAAAAGCUUGUAAUGCCUUGACCCUCUUUAAAGACAUCUUAUCCCAUAUCAGGAGUGGGGAAGUAAUUUACUGAGAGUGUAAAUGGAAGCAGAAUGAGUACAACACCUUAGGAAGCGGGAUUCCCAACACGAUUUCCAGAGAGAAAUUAGUUCUAACAGUGUUAGCAUCCAUUUUCCAAGGAGCCUUAGAUAGAUACUUAUCUGUAAAUGGUGCGCCUUGCUAAAACUGAUCUGAAUGCAAGAUUUAUGACUUCAUCAAAAACCUAAAUUUGAUCCAGAAUGAGAGUAAUAUCAUCUGUAAUAUUAAAUGCCAUGGGCUAAGAUUGUGAAAUAGAUUCUUUUGCCAUGAAUGAAAUUCAGAAGAAUAAGAAAAUACAGAUGCAUAAGGAAGUGGGGUGGGGAAGCCAGCAAAAAAAACCUUAACCAUGAUGCUGUUGCUGACAACGAAAGGAAGGAAGGAAGGAAGGAAGGAAGGAAGGAAGGAAGGAAGGAAGGAAGGAAGGAAGGAAAAAAGGAAGGAGAAGAAAGGAAGGAGAAGAAAGGAGAAGGAAGGAAAUGAAGAAAGGAAAGCUUAAAAAAAUAUUAAUUUGUAAAUAUAUACAUACAUAGUUUAGUAAAGUAAGCAAACACAUAUCUUUCUGAUAAAGACAUCUUUUUAUUCUACUUGGGGCCCAGGUCAGUAUAAGUUAAUUGGUCAGCCUGAAAAUUUCAAUAUCCUCUAUUUGCAUGUCAGAAAUUCUGCACAUGUUUUAUCUGAUUCCUAAGAUUAUGUAAAAGGCUCUUUUAUGUUAAAAGAGAGGUGAAACUUCUUUGACAGACUUUGUUUAUUCUAUUCUUAACUGGGCCUCUCUUUUCUCAGGAUCUAUCCUAGCCAAAUAUCUCAGUUAAAUUUACCAUACAGUUUCCUUUGUGAAAGAGCAGUAGGGGAGGAAAUAAUUCUCUACUGUGUAUUGUAUUUUUCAAAUAAAAUUUUCAAAACUGAAAUUAAAAUAUUAA
Messenger RNA from Erinaceus europaeus (western European hedgehog), 4394 nucleotides. RefSeq names its product phospholipid phosphatase related 5 (gene PLPPR5). Gene Ontology annotation, biological process: signal transduction; phospholipid metabolic process; phospholipid dephosphorylation. The transcript has 7 exons. Gene Ontology annotation, molecular function: phosphatidate phosphatase activity. Lineage: Eukaryota; Metazoa; Chordata; Mammalia; Eulipotyphla; Erinaceidae. The record is from RefSeq and is a predicted model, not a curated record. Bases 441 to 1508 code for a protein of 355 amino acids.